AUGUCUGAUGCCUCUUCUUAUAUCAAUCAUGCAGCUAACGUAACUAACAGCACUCUUGGUGUUGUAAAAGUGUUUUCAAGUUCUGCUGCUGUUGUUGCUGACGCUAUUGUACCAUUCGUUCCUUUAAUAACUGAAAUAUCAAGUAUAGUUAAUGAAAUAAUUACUCUUUAUCAAACUGCUGAGCAUAAUAAACGCAUCUGUGGUUCACUUCUUUCUCGUGCAACAGCUGCUCAAACUGCUGUAACUAAUUUAGAAAUUCGUAGACUUGAAAAUGAAGAUUUAUUUAAAUCAAAAGAAUAUUAUAAAAAUUUUCAAAAACUUGUUAAUGUUAUUAGUAAAAUUAAAAUUUUUAUUGAAGAAGUCUCUCAACUUAAAGGUUUAAGAAGAUUUUUGGCUUCUAAAUCUAUUGAAGAUGAAUUUAAAUAUUUAACUGAUGAAUUUGAUGGAUUAAUGCGUUUAUUGAAUUUUACAAUGGCUUACCUUAGAGAAAUUGAAGGUGGUAUCACCAAUAUCACCGAUAAUAUAACUCAAAUUAAUUCAAAAUUAGAUGAUAUUACUCAAUUAAAUUUAGCUUGGCAAAAGAAAUUGUUAAACAAUGACGAAAGUAUUUUUGAAUCUGCUUUGAUUAAGAUGACUGAUUUAUAUGAUCCUCCUAAUCCAGUAAAACGUGGAAAAGUUUCAAAAAAAUCUUUAACUUACGAAGAUGUGGCUGUUAAAGAAAAAUUCUUGGAAUCUAAUGAUCAAGAUCUUAUUAAUGAUAUUCUUAGUCAAGUUGUUAUCUUGAAAAAAUUAAAAGAAUCUCAACAUAUUCUUCAAUUUUUUGGUAUUAUUCAAGAUGACAUAUUAGAAAUUCGAAAUCUUGUAUUGGUACAAAAAAUUCGUCCGUCUUUUAGUAUCGGUGUUCCAACUGAAUAUUCUAAAAUCUCCUAUCAAUCAAUGCAAGAUAGUCCAAAUGCUCGUCCUGCUCUCAAAAAUGUUUUUAUGACUCUUUACAGUCUUUAUCAAACAUUUCAACCUAAAUCAUCUCCACGUCCUGUUACACCUCGUAUGCUUACGGACGAAGAUUUACCCGAUAUGGAUCCAAAUGAACUUUCUUUGGAUGAUUUAACUUUUGAUGUAUUGAGUAUGAAAGAAGCCAUUGCAGAGCAUAGGAAAAGAAAUGGUGAUAAGUUAAAAGUAUGGGAAGCAUUUAAAGUGCAUGCUGAAGACUUUGGUGAUAUUACUGCGAGAUAUUGGGUAGGAUACUAUCUUUAUUAUAGACUUUGUCCAAUAGAUGAACCUGAUAACGAAGUUAAGAAAAAUGAACGUUUAGUAAAAGCUGCAGCAUUAUUUAAAGAAGCAGCAGAUACAGGAUUAGCUGAUGCUCAGUUACGUUACGGACAUUGUUUAUGGUCAGGAGAAGGUGUUCAAAAGAAUAUAAGAGAAGCAAUUGAAUAUUUUCAAAAGUCAGCAGAUAACGGUAAUACUACUGCAUUGUAUAAUAUUGGUAACCUAUAUUAUAAUGGUUCAGGAGUUCCUCAGGAUAAGGAACUAGGGAUUAUAUAUUUAAGAAAAGCUGCUCUGCAAGGACAGCCUAAAGCAUUAGAGAUGUGUAAAAGGAAAGAAAUUGGAUUG
Racocetra persica is the source of this 1614-nucleotide messenger RNA. NCBI's taxonomy places the organism in Eukaryota, Fungi, Glomeromycota, Glomeromycetes, Diversisporales, Gigasporaceae. The record is from the annotation of a GenBank genome assembly.